Molecule: messenger RNA, 1221 nt
Organism: Naegleria lovaniensis
Lineage: Eukaryota; Heterolobosea; Eutetramitea; Acrasida; Naegleriidae
Exons: 3
Coding region: 1-1221 (406 amino acids)
Source: RefSeq, a predicted model, not a curated record
AUGAUUGUUCCGAUUGAAUUAUUGAAUUCUGUAUUUAUAUAUUAUGUGGAUAAGAACAAACAUCCACACAAGGAGAAACAAGAUGAUGACGACACUUCUUCGUCGAGUCCAUCACUAGAAACAAGCUCCGAUGAUCAACCAAGACUUUCAAUCACACCUCCAUUUAAUUUAAAUGAUGCUAUGAAUACUUCUUUUCAUUACUUCCAUAAUUCAAAAUUCAAAAUUGGAUCUUCUGUCAUGGCUCAUACUUUUAAUGCAUUUCCGCUCGGAGUUUCGAUAUCAAAGAUUGAAGAGUCAAGAUUUGGAAAUUCAUUAUUUGUGGUUUUAUUUGAAAACGGGACAUGUUUUAUGGUGGAGAAAAGCAACAUUCACAAAAUUGCUGUCGGAGAGAAAAUAAUUGAUAUUUCUACCACUGAGAAUCACUUUAUUUGCUGUUCGAAAAAGAAGGUAUUUCACAUCAAAACAUUCGAGACCUAUAAUGAAAUUAAAGGAUUAACUUUGGGCGAUGGAGAAGUCAUCAAAAAGCUUGAAACAGGAAGAAAAUUUUUCAUAAUUUUAACAAACUUGGGACGAAUAUUUGGUUUUGGUCACAACAAGCAAAAGAAUUUUGGAAAUAUGGAUGAACAAUUGAAAGCAUUAACUCCUAUCAAUUUUACAGAUGACAAGCUUCAAGUGAGUGACAUUCGUGCUGAUUAUGAUCAUGUAGUUCUAUUGACCAGUGACAAGAGAUUGUGGAUGUCUGGCAUUAGCACUGAGAAUCCAAAAUGGAAAUAUAAUUUUGAAGUGUUCACUGAGGUGGACAACAAUGUAGAUUGGAUUUUUUUCAGAGGAAAUACUCUUGUCUAUCACAGAAUGAAUCGCUAUUUUUCAAUAGGUCAAGAAUUAUUCAACCCUAAUUUUAUCUAUUACCCAACAGCUCUCUUUUUCAAGUUUAAGAUUGACAACUUUUUCGGAUACAAGAAUCAAUUCCUUUUCCAAGAUCAACGAACCUUAGAUUGCUAUUACUUUUCUACAACCUUUGGAUUAAUCAAACUCGACGACAUCAAUCGAAUUUUGAAAGAGAUACCGUUUGUGAAACCACGAUUCUAUUGUUCCGAUCCCUCCACAGCAAUCAUCUAUUUCAACAUUGGAAAUAACAUUAGUUAUUUGACUCUGGGUCUGUAUUCGAUAUUGAAAGAGAGGAAUGGUUCUUUUCUAUCAGACAUUGCUAUUAAAUUUUGA